This is a messenger RNA of Pyrgilauda ruficollis (rufous-necked snowfinch), 625 nucleotides long. It is a transcript of the gene CRYGS, whose product is annotated as crystallin gamma S. The transcript is spliced from 3 exons. The record is from RefSeq and is a predicted model, not a curated record. Gene Ontology annotation, biological process: visual perception; lens development in camera-type eye. Gene Ontology annotation, molecular function: structural constituent of eye lens. The coding region runs from base 75 to 611 and encodes 178 amino acids. Lineage: Eukaryota; Metazoa; Chordata; Aves; Passeriformes; Passeridae.
GCACCUCGGAUCCUGGCUGUUUGUAACAGCUGCUGACGUUCCUCCGGCACAGGGGAGCUUGGCUGGAACGGAAAAUGUCCAGAGCUGGAACCAAGGUCACCUUCUAUGAAGACAAGAACUUCCUGGGCCGUUACUACGAGUGUGACAGCGACUGCCCCGAUUUCCACAGCUACCUGAGCCGCUGCAACUCCAUCCGUGUGGAUGGAGGCACCUGGGUGGCCUACGAGAGGCCCAACUAUGCUGGGAACAUGUAUGUGCUGACCCACGGGGAGUACCCCGACUACCACCACUGGAUGGGCCUCAACGACCGCCUGGGCUCCUGCAAGUACAUCCAGAUCCCAAGUGGAGGCCGAAGCCACAUCCAGGUGUUUGAGAAGGGAGAUUUUGGCGGGCAGAUGUUCGAAGCCACCGAAGACUGCCCCUCCAUCAUGGAGGAGUGGCACAUGCGUGAGGUGCACGCCUGCAGGGUGCUGGAGGGCGUCUGGGUGUUCUACGAGCAUCCCAACUACCGGGGCCGGCAGUACGUGCUGCCCAAGGGGGAGUACCGCAAGCCCGUGGAGUGGGGCGCGGCCAGCCCCGCCGUCCAGUCCUUCCGCAGCAUCUCCGAGUGAGCCAGCCCCGUGGA